Molecule: messenger RNA, 294 nt
Organism: Peronospora matthiolae
Lineage: Eukaryota; Oomycota; Peronosporomycetes; Peronosporales; Peronosporaceae
Source: the annotation of a GenBank genome assembly
AUGUGGACCGUCUACAGUGGUGCAACGCACCACAUUUGCCACGAAAAGACCAAGUUUGCAAGUUUGGCAGAGCGCAAUGAGGGCGAACUCUUGGUGGCUGAUGGCAACGAGGUGGCCAUCAAGGGUGUUGGAACCAUCAUGGAAAAGGUGGUUCUGCCCAACGGUGAAGAGCGCGAGAUCGAGAUCAAGAACGCGUUACAUGUUCCAAGUAUGAGCAAGAACCUGCAUGGGUGCCAAAGACUAACAGGCAUGACAUGUUCCAAGUCGUGUUUGACGGGUCCAAGAUGUAUGUGA